Dovyalis caffra is the source of this 891-nucleotide messenger RNA. The record is from the annotation of a GenBank genome assembly. Lineage: Eukaryota; Viridiplantae; Streptophyta; Magnoliopsida; Malpighiales; Salicaceae.
AUGGCUGUGAUUAGAGCAGCGAGACCUUCCUUUAAAAACAGCCACGACAAGAUCGCUUUCGCUGUUCACGCUUUUUUCCUCGCCAACGGCUACGCUCUCACCGCCACUGGUCCUGCCGCCUUCUCCGAGUCUGCCGCCCUCUCCGCUCCGUCAACUAACGAGGUAGGGACUGAAAAUUGGAAUGAGGUAGAUGGAGAGUACGCAUUCGUGUUUUUAAACCCUGAUAAAGGAGGAAAGAGGGUGGUACUGAAGUGUUUGGUUAUGAAUGGGAAAUUGGCGGUUAGUGCCAUUACUGAUGGGGUUUCAGAGCCGGUCAAUCUGGAAAUCGAUGUUGGGGAUUAUGUUGGGGAGAAUGGAGCUACUAAUUACUCGGAGCAAUAUAAGAAUUUGGACAAGCUUGUUAAGAAAAUGGACGAAGAGAUUUUGUCUAAAUUGGAUGGUCCUUCUACUUCUUCAAAAGCUAGUUUGUCAAGUAACAGCUGUCUAGAAUCAAGAUAUGCAUUGAGGCAGAAUAAUGAACCUGGUGUUGGAUUCUAUGAACCUACCAGCCCCCAAAUUCCUCCUUCAGGAUUUGUAGUUCCCCCAGUUCCUGGUAAUCCAAUGAGUGAUCUUUAUCCUGGGCCUGGAGCUGGAAUGUAUCCGACAGGGCCUAGGAGAGGUGGGGGCAUGCUUAUAGGGCCCGAUGAUCCUAGCUGGUCUGGUUUAUUUGGUGGUGACCCUGGUUUCCCUGGAGGACAACCGAACAUUCCUCCAGGUGCUCGUUUUGAUCCCUUUGGGCCUCCUGGGGUACCUGGUUUUGAGCCUAACCGAUUUACCAGAUUCCCACGAAGGCCUGGGAGCAAUACUCAUCCUGACCUCGAGCCGAUGGGGAGGGAUCCCGAUUUCAUCUAG